AUGGCACCAAGAGAAUCAUAUAUGCAAGUAUGUUGGGGUUUUCGGCAAAAAAAAACUCAAAUACAAUAUAAAUUUUUCUAGAUGCCUUUAUCAUUUCCCGAAGAAAAUAUUGCAGAAAAUGUUGCUUAUCCACAAUUGUUUCAAAAUAAUAACACAAACCGAAGAGUUCCACAUGGAAUACACGUGUUUUGUAAAAAGUGUUUUAGGCGUUUCAUGUUGGGAGAAGUGGGUUAAAUUUGGGGAUUCUAACAAGAGAAAUGUGAAAUUUAUAGACAAUUUUCAAAUUUUACUUGUUGAUGGCUUGGUGUUUAGGAUUGGCUGCGAUAAUGUUAUCACAACAUAAAAACAGUAAGUGAUGGGGAAUGGUUGAAAGCUUGAGAAGAGUUUUGAAAAAAUCGUAAUUUUUUUCAGUAAUUUUUUCGAUUUAUGCAAUGAUCUAUUUGCUAGCUCAAGUAUUUGGCCUAUUAGGAACAAUCUCACAUGUUCGAAAAAUCUUCAUACCGUAUGUUAUUGUUUUGUGGUUAAAUAUAAUGGUCAAUAUGUUUUUCUUGAUUCAUUUUGGUAUUCGAUGUGUUUCAACAAACUAUGAAAGAGAUGUUCAAAUAAUCGGUAAAGUUUUUCAGGAUACCAACAAAAACUAUUCUCAUUUUUGAUUUUUAGGUUUAAUUCAAGUUGUUGACAAGAUAAUGUUUUCAAAUGCAUGGCUUUGUGUGAUAUUCUCAAUUUUAUAUCUCAUUUAUAAUUUUCUCUGUCUUUUUUCGGUUAUCGAACAAUGUGAUAAAUUCGAGAAAAUUCAACAUAGAAAUGAAUUGAGAAGACGUGAAUUAUUAGUUCGAAAUGCAAUAAUUUAUGAUAGAUUGAUCAAUUUGAAUAAUCGAGAAAAUUCGAAUAAUCAACAACUUGUCACUACUAAUCCAGAUAGCCCUCCAAAAUAUUCGGUGAGAAAUUGAAAUUUAACCUCAAAUUAAAUUUCGAAUUCAGAAUUUUAUCAGAGUAUCCAUUUUCAGAGCCUUGAUAUAAAAUCACAUAUUCUCGAAUCGCCUCCGCCAAAAUAUUGUAAUCUUCAAAUGAUGAAAGAAAAUUUCAACGAUGAAAAAUCUGAAAAUGAAGAAAAAUAA
This is a messenger RNA of Caenorhabditis angaria, 1118 nucleotides long. The record is from the annotation of a GenBank genome assembly. NCBI's taxonomy places the organism in Eukaryota, Metazoa, Nematoda, Chromadorea, Rhabditida, Rhabditidae.